This is a messenger RNA of Chionomys nivalis (European snow vole), 2534 nucleotides long. It is a transcript of the gene Hnrnpa1, whose product is annotated as heterogeneous nuclear ribonucleoprotein A1. NCBI's taxonomy places the organism in Eukaryota, Metazoa, Chordata, Mammalia, Rodentia, Cricetidae. Gene Ontology annotation, molecular function: RNA binding. The transcript is spliced from 11 exons. Bases 142 to 1263 code for a protein of 373 amino acids. The record is from RefSeq and is a predicted model, not a curated record.
AGUCUACCAAUGCCGAAAGCGAGGAGGCGGGAUAAAAGGGAGAGCAGAAGGUAGGCUGGCGGAUACGUGCGUUGACUUACUCCUUUCUGCUAUUGACGCGGCCGAGGAAGCAUCGCUGAGGGCUCCCAUUUCCCUGCCGUCAUGUCUAAGUCAGAGUCUCCCAAGGAGCCGGAACAGCUGCGGAAGCUCUUCAUCGGAGGGCUGAGCUUCGAAACAACCGACGAGAGUCUGAGGAGCCAUUUUGAGCAAUGGGGAACACUCACGGACUGCGUGGUCAUGAGAGAUCCAAACACCAAACGAUCCAGGGGCUUUGGGUUUGUUACGUACGCCACUGUGGAGGAAGUGGAUGCCGCUAUGAAUGCAAGGCCCCAUAAGGUGGAUGGAAGAGUUGUGGAACCUAAGAGAGCUGUGUCAAGAGAGGAUUCUCAGAGACCAGGUGCCCACUUAACCGUGAAAAAGAUCUUUGUUGGUGGUAUUAAAGAAGACACGGAAGAACAUCACCUGAGAGAUUAUUUUGAGCAGUAUGGGAAAAUUGAAGUGAUUGAAAUCAUGACUGACAGAGGCAGUGGGAAAAAGAGAGGUUUUGCUUUUGUCACCUUUGAUGACCAUGACUCUGUGGACAAGAUUGUUAUUCAGAAAUACCAUACUGUGAACGGGCACAACUGUGAAGUAAGAAAAGCCCUAUCCAAGCAGGAGAUGGCUAGUGCUUCGUCCAGCCAAAGAGGUCGAAGUGGUUCUGGAAACUUUGGUGGUGGUCGUGGAGGCGGUUUUGGCGGCAAUGACAAUUUUGGUCGAGGGGGAAACUUCAGUGGUCGUGGUGGCUUCGGUGGCAGCCGUGGUGGUGGUGGAUAUGGUGGCAGUGGGGAUGGCUAUAAUGGAUUUGGUAAUGAUGGUGGUUAUGGAGGAGGCGGCCCUGGUUACUCUGGAGGAAGCAGAGGCUAUGGAAGUGGUGGACAGGGUUAUGGAAACCAGGGCAGUGGCUAUGGCGGGAGUGGCAGCUAUGACAGCUAUAACAACGGAGGAGGCGGAGGCGGCUUUGGCGGUGGUAGUGGAAGCAAUUUCGGAGGUGGUGGAAGCUACAAUGAUUUUGGCAAUUACAACAAUCAGUCUUCAAAUUUUGGACCAAUGAAAGGAGGAAACUUUGGAGGCAGAAGCUCUGGCCCUUAUGGUGGUGGAGGCCAGUACUUCGCUAAACCACGAAAUCAAGGUGGCUAUGGUGGUUCCAGCAGCAGCAGCAGCUAUGGCAGUGGCAGGAGGUUCUAAUUACAGCCAGGAAACAAAGCUUAGCAGGAGAGGAGAGCCAGAGAAGUGACAGGGAAGCUACAGGUUACAACAGAUUUGUGAACUCAGCCAAGCACAGUGGUGGCAGGGCCUAGCUGCUACAAAGAAGACAUGUUUUAGACAAUACUCAUGUGUAUGGGCAAACAAACUCGAGGACUGUAUUUGUGACUAAUUGUAUAACAGGUUAUUUUAGUUUCUGUUCUGUGGAAAGUGUAAAGCAUUCCAACAAAGGGUUUUACUGUAGACCUCUUCUCACCCAUGCUGUUGAUUGCUAAAUGUAAUAGUCUGAUCAUGACACUGAAUAAAUGUCUUUUUUUUUCUUUUUUUUUUUCUUUUUUUUUUUUUUUUUCUUUUUUAAAUGUGCUGUGUAAAGUUAGUCUACUCUGAAGCCAUCUUGGUAAACUUCCCCAACAGUGUGAAGUUAGAAUUCCUUUCAGGGUGGUGCCAAAUUCUAUUUGGAAUUUAUUUAUGAUUGCUUGGGUGUGGAAGCCAUUGUCUUCAAAAACCUUGGUGUGGUUAAACUGCCAGUUAUUGUGACUUUGAGUUUCACCAUUAAAAGGAUCAUCAUCCAAGCAACGUUACAAUUUGGUUAUAAAAUGGUUAUUGGCACACCCUAUGCAAUAUCAAAAUUGAAUAAUGGUAUCAGAUAAAAUAACAGAUGGGAAUGAAGCUUGUGUAUCAUCCGUUAUCAUGUGUAAUCAAUAAACGAAUUUAAUUCUCUUGAAUGGAAUGACAACUGUAUGGAUUUGAGACUGGCAGAGAUUUGGACUUUCCCUACCCACAAUACCCCUGGUAAAUGUUGAUUGUUUGUUAUCACAGUGCAAGUUCAAAGCUCUGCCAGAGUAGAAACCAAUUGCUGGUUAAGGCCACAGAUUAGAAGUGUUGGGGCAUCUUAAAACUGAUUAUAGUAAGGGCUAUUAACUGCCUUAAGAGCAGGCUAUAUAUAGUGAAGGAAAACUGCAGUUCAAUUGGGUUGUGGGUGGGUGUGCCUCAAGGUCUUCUAUGGGUAAUUUUAGUUACUUAAAUUUGAAUUAGAAAUACAUAAUUGGUGUUAUUUCUGUGUAUUUUUGUAUUAACAGCAGUUUUCCUUCACACUGUUAUCCUGAAAUGUUUUCUAUUUGUAUAGAAAAUGAAUUCAAAACAGUUAUUGCCCAAAAAUUGUUAUUUGUGCAUAGAUUAUUUCAAGCUUACCAUUUGGUGCCCUUUUAAGUGCCAUUGUACCUGGCAGCAUAGAUGAUUUGUUUGCCAUAGGA